Molecule: messenger RNA, 3805 nt
Organism: Pteronotus mesoamericanus
Lineage: Eukaryota; Metazoa; Chordata; Mammalia; Chiroptera; Mormoopidae
Gene: TBC1D13
Product: TBC1 domain family member 13
Exons: 12
Coding region: 127-1329 (400 amino acids)
Biological process (GO): intracellular protein transport; activation of GTPase activity
Molecular function (GO): GTPase activator activity
Source: RefSeq, a predicted model, not a curated record
GGGCGGGGCGGAACGUGCACGCGGGCGGCUGCGUUUCCGGUCGGAGGCCUCUGCUGAGCUCCCCGGGUCCCUGGGGGGCGGCGGCGGAGGCGACCGAGGCAGCAGGGGGAUCCGGAAGUCAACACCAUGUCGAGUCUGCACAAGAGCCGGAUUGCAGAUUUCCAGGAUGUGCUGAAGGAGCCCACAAUCGCCUUGGAAAAGCUUCGAGAACUCAGUUUUAGUGGCAUCCCCUGUGAGGGCGGACUGCGGUGCCUCUGUUGGAAGAUUCUCUUGAACUACCUCCCUUUGGAGAGAGCCUCAUGGACCUCCAUCCUGGCCAAGCAGAGGGAGCUAUAUUCUCAGUUCCUGAGGGAAAUGAUCAUCCAGCCUGGCAUUGCCAAGGCCAACUUGGGUGUGUCCAGGGAGGAUGUGACCUUUGAGGACCAUCCACUCAACCCCAACCCCGACAGCCGGUGGAACACGUACUUCAAGGACAAUGAGGUGCUGCUGCAGAUCGACAAAGACGUCCGGAGGUUGUGCCCAGACAUAUCCUUCUUCCAGCGGGCCACUGAGUACCCGUGCCUCCUCAUCCUGGACCCCCAGAAUGAGUUUGAGACCCUUCGUAAGCGGGUGGAACAGACGACACUGAAAUCUCAGACGGUGGCCCGGAACCGGAGCGGGGUCACAAAUAUGAGCUCCCCACACAAGAGCUCGACGCCAGCGUCCCUGAAUGAGUACCAGGUGCUGCCCAACGGCUGCGAGGCCCACUGGGAGGUGGUGGAGCGGAUCCUGUUCAUCUACGCCAAGCUCAACCCUGGCAUCGCUUACGUGCAGGGCAUGAAUGAGAUCGUGGGGCCCCUCUACUAUACCUUUGCCACCGACCCCAACCACGAGUGGAAAGAGCACGCCGAGGCAGACACCUUCUUUUGCUUCACCAACCUCAUGGCUGAGAUCCGGGACAACUUCAUCAAGAGCCUGGACGACUCGCAGUGUGGCAUCACCUACAAGAUGGAAAAGGUGUACUCCACCUUGAAGGACAAGGAUGUGGAACUCUACCUGAAACUGCAAGAGCAGAACAUCAAGCCCCAGUUCUUUGCCUUCCGCUGGCUGACGCUGCUGCUGUCCCAAGAGUUCUUGCUGCCUGACGUCAUUCGUAUCUGGGACUCCCUCUUCGCUGAUGACAACCGCUUUGACUUCCUCCUCCUCGUCUGCUGCGCCAUGCUCAUAUUGAUCCGGGAGCAGUUGCUGGAAGGGGACUUCACUGUAAACAUGCGGCUCCUUCAGGAUUACCCCAUCACAGAUGUCUGCCAGAUCCUACAGAAAGCCAAGGAACUCCAAGACUCGAAGUAGCCUGACAGUGAGAGGCCCAGGUUUGGGAGAGAAGGUCCCUGUGCCCUGGCUGCUGGGACACGAAGACGCGUGUGGGACCCCAGCCCGAGGGGAAGCUCCAGGACUGGCUGGCUCCAGGCCUCCUCACCUGGCUCCGUCCCCCAGGCCACUCCCAGUGGGGGCUCACUGUGCCAUGCUCCUUCCUGACCACCAAGCCCUGGCUCUGUCUCCGCUCUUUAACACCGGGACCCUCUCCCAGGCUGCCGAGCAAGGCUGGCGCUCCCGAAGUUGUGUCCUGGAGCUGGGGCAGGCGUGGGCCCUGGGGCUCGCGGGCCCCGCCAGCCUCUGCUCUGCUGCCCCCUCUCCUGCUCUGGGGGAGGUGCUUGGCCAACGAGCCAGAAACCACUUCUUCUGGGGGUUGGUGCUUAGGCUUCUCCCUGGGGAAAGUGACACUGUGAGGGAGCUAAGAAGCUGCCAGGCCCAGGUCACACCCUCUGCCCCUCUCUCGCUGAGUGUGUGUGUGUAUGAAGUUGUGGGUUGGCGUGUAUGUGUCUCUUCGUCCUCCAGGCGUCUUGUCUCCUCUGUGUGUCUGUCUGUGUGGAUAUGAGGGAGGCGAGGGUGUCUCUGAAUCCCCUCUAGGUCUCUGCUUCUCCUUCCUCUGUCUGCGCCGUCUCCCUCACUUCUCCCUCCACGUCUCACGGAGGCCGCAGGCCGGAGGCCGUGUGCAUCUCUGUGUGUGCUCCUGCCCGUUGCGCCCCCCCGCCCUUCUCUCUUGGGGUGCCUUAUCCCCAGCCUCUUCCCCUCACUCCUCCCCUCCACGUCUGUGAAACCCGGAGACAGAAUGAGGAGUUGGGCUCAGCAAAGCCCCUGGAGGUCCACCAGGGCCUUUGUACCCAGUUCCCAGCCCAGCCCCAGGCUCCCAGCUCCCUCAGGCUGGGAGGGAGCCCACAGCGCCUCAGUGGAAGGCCCUGAACCUGCUUCCCCUGACAGAGAUCUUGGAAACCAAAAGCUGCUGAGGAGUGAUGGCUCACGAAGCUUUGAGCCUCUUACCCUCCUUUCUGCCUGGGGUGGAGGAGGGAGGAGAGCUGAGUCUUCCCAAGAUAUCCCCAAAGGAGCAGGGCAUUAGGGGGAUCCAGUAGCAGGGGUUGGAAUCCAAGUGCUUCAGAAGAGUAGUCGUUCCCAAUGGCUUCGAGGGCCUGUCCCAGGGAGGGCGAGUCCCAUGAAGGGCAAAUUGGACCAAAGGGAGCCUCUGCAGGCCGGACAGGGCUGAGCUGAGGCCCUGGAUCCUGUCAGGGCCCAGGGAGCUGUGUGGCUCCCAAACAGGCUGAAGGAGGUGCUGGCCCUUCUCUGGUCACCUGCUUGGGCUGUGCCCAGGGUUCAGGGCAGGCACACUUGGAGCAGGAGCUGGUGGCUACUCCCAGUGCUGGGCAGUGGGUGGAGUGGGCUUAUUCUGACCAAUCCCCGCCCUCCUUUUGUAAGGAAGCAGGUAGUUUGGGUCUGGAAGGCUGGGUAAUGUAGCAAAGGUCGUCAUCCUCUCCUCAGUCUGGCUGGCAGGUGCCCUGUUGCCCGCUAAGCCUUCCUGAUUCCAGCAGGAGGGACUUCGCUGCCCUCAGGGGCCAGGCUGUGGGCCAGGGACAGCUUCUCCCAGAGGGCUGCUUUACUGGGCUUCCCUUGGACGCUGCUGGAACUUUUCUGCACUUGCCUUUUUGCUGGAGGCAAAAGUUUUUUUGGAAGACUUUACUAUUUAUUCAGACUCCAGGUUAUUUAUUGUGGAUUGUCGAGUGCUUGGUUUGGGGAUGGGGGUGGGGGCCGGAAAGGUUGAAAGAAUUUCGAAGCACGAGCUUCCUGACUUUCUGAGGUCAGGCUCUGUAUCCCCUCCCCCUGCCUCUGGAACCUUCCAGGUUCUCCAGCACAUCCUGGCUGGGAGUGCUCUGAGCUUGGUGCUGGAACUGAGUGUAAGGGAGGCUCUAAGACGUCCUUAGAGUGUGGGGUGGAGACACACUGCUUCCCACCAGCCCAGCCCACCUUCCCAGAGCUUGGGGGCUGGUGGUUCAGUUCCAACUUUGACCCUUUUACAACCUGAGGCUUGGGCCACAGCCGGGGACCCAGCAGACACUGCCCAGGACACCUGAUGCAUUCCCUCUUGCCUGUCCCCUUGCCUUCCCUUCUGGGGCCAUACUACUUGAAUCACUGCAUCUUAACUUGCCUCAGUGGCAGGCCUGAGACUGGUGCCCUUUGACUUUGGGAUGAAGGUCAAGAGCACAGAGACCAUGUCCAGGUUUGGAUGGGGAAAGGACCUCCCCCUUGGCAAUACCCCCUCCCCAAACUCAGGAGGUUCCCAGCCAGCCAGAGCACCCAAGCUUCCUGCCUGGGAAGUCGCUGCCCCAGGAAUUUGAACACUUACAGGUCGGGCUGUGUGAGUUCAGCAGGUUGUGCACACUCCGGAGGGUCAGAAUGUUAGUCUGCCCCCCUUUUUUUUUUUUUUAAAUUGGUUUUG